AAAAUACAUCAUACUCGCGUCUCAUUCGGACGGAUGCAUCUCACUGCAUUUCUUUAUUUUUUCCCACUGUAACAAGCAGACCGGAUACUGUUAAGUAGUGGGGGUCGCUCGACGCCGUCCUGGGUUUGCACUGAUAGGAUGCUGGUGCCUUUCUAUUUCAUACCUGGAACGAGGAAGCGCUGAAGGUGUUUAAAACCGAAGACUGCAAAACAGCUGAGGAGAAAGACGCUCACAGUCGCUGGAACAUUGGAUCCGAAGCUCCGGGUGACUCGCGUGUGAGAAACGGCCAUAGAGGUCAUUUUGGUGUAUUGGAUGAUUUCGGGCGAAGCAAAUAGAAACAACAAACAAGCGAGAAAGAAUACCUAAAAAGUCCUAGCAAUUUCAUGCUAAAAUUCAGCUAUAGGCGGAACCGCACUUGGAAGCGAUUCAGGCAAUAUUUUGCACCUUGCUGUCGGACAGAGUAGACGAUUUUCAUUUAAAAUAAAAUAUUGUGAUUUAACUAUUAAACUAUAUAACGCACAUACACCUCCUUAAAAUUACAAUCUCAAACUAGAAAGCUGGUCACUUUCUGGUUUCUGUAUUGUUAUUUUGUAUUAUUGUUCAUUUUUCGUACAUUUGGGCAAACAUACAUGUAUAUCUUUUUUUUUUUUUUUUUGAAAAAAGGGUAAUACUAUCACUUUAGUGCAAUAUAUUGCUGGCCAUCCAUUUUGCACUCAGGGAGGGUCUGCACGUGAGCGCCAUACGUAACUGUAAAGCAGAUUGCUUAAAUAUUACUGUAUUAUCGUUAUUUCUGUUAUAAAAAUAAUUUUAAAAAAAUACACAGGGUCACUUUUUAAAAAAAAAAAAAGUUUACCUCUCUCCUUGUGUGAGUAUUUUACGUGUUAUUUGGUAAUAAUCAGUGAAACACCGAAACCAGCAAAAUAAGGAUAGCUGCAUUUGUGCCUUUUAAAAUCGUGACUCGUGAUUUGCGCUUUAUGUUGAUUCAUGUAUAGCAGUACUAGUGUUUACUUUUUCCCCCAAAGAAAAAGCUGAUGAAGUAGCAUUCGUUGAUUUCAGUUCGAUUAAUGAGGUGUCCUGGACAACAGAAAACUCAAGAAAAUUCAAGCCGCUUUUCACCACAGACAUCGUGAAAUAUUUAAGCUGUAAAGACUGGUGCUUGUUGUUAUUGUGUAGGGAACUAAGGACCAUAACAAGAAAAAAUCGAAUUGUGUGCGGGUGUGCAAACUGACCAAAGUUGUAAUAAAGCCAUAAGCACCGGCAAGUCCACACAUACCAGCAGAAAUUAUCCACCGGACUGUACAACCGUGAAAGCAAAAUGACUGACGGUCCGAGACAGAGGGGAAACAAGGCAGGCGAAUCGGCCGGCGACGCGGCGAAGGACGCGGGCGCCUCCGGGGUGGCUCUGAAGAAGGAGAUCGGCCUUGUGAGCGCCUGCGGGAUUAUUGUGGGUAACAUCAUCGGGUCGGGGAUCUUUGUGAGCCCGAAGGGGGUUCUGGAGAAUGCGAGCUCGGUGGGUCUGGCGCUGAUUGUCUGGAUCAUCACCGGCAUCAUCACCGCCAUCGGGGCGCUGUGCUACGCCGAGCUCGGCGUCACCAUCCCCAAAUCCGGCGGGGACUACUCCUAUGUCAAGGACAUCUUCGGAGGACUAGCGGGGUUCCUGCGCCUCUGGAUCGCGGUGCUGGUGAUCUACCCGACCAAUCAGGCGGUGAUCGCCCUCACCUUCUCCAAUUACGUCCUGCAGCCACUGUUCCCCACCUGUCUACCCCCGGAGAACGGCCUCCGCCUCCUGGCUGCGGUCUGCCUGUUGCUGCUGACCUGGGUUAACUGCUCCAGUGUGCGAUGGGCAACCCGGGUUCAGGACAUCUUCACGGCGGGGAAGCUUCUGGCCCUGGCCCUCAUCAUUAUCAUGGGUGUGGUGCAGAUCUGCAAAGGGGAGUACUACUGGCUGGAGCCAGCCAACGCCUUUGAGAGUUUUCAGGAGUAUGACGUGGGGCUGAUCGCCCUGGCCUUCCUGCAGGGCUCCUUCGCCUACGGCGGCUGGAACUUCCUCAAUUACGUGACAGAGGAGCUGGUUGACCCCUACACGAACCUGCCCCGCGCCAUCUUCAUCUCCAUCCCGCUGGUGACCUUCGUCUACGUCUUCGCCAACAUCGCCUACGUCACCGCCAUGAGCCCCCAGGAGCUGCUGGCCUCCAACGCCGUCGCCGUGACGUUUGGGGAAAAGUUACUGGGGGUGAUGGCAUGGAUCAUGCCCAUCUCUGUGGCCCUCUCGACCUUCGGAGGGGUCAAUGGCUCCCUCUUUACCUCGUCCCGGCUGUUCUUUGCGGGGGCCAGAGAGGGUCACCUCCCCAGCCUGCUGGCCAUGAUCCACGUCAAGCGCUGCACUCCCAUCCCAGCCCUGCUCUUCACCUGUCUCUCCACCCUGUUGAUGCUCUGUACCAGUGACAUGUACACGCUCAUCAACUACGUGGGCUUCAUCAACUACCUCUUCUACGGAGUGACUGUCGCCGGGCAGAUCGUGCUGCGCAUCAAACAGCCCGACAUGCACCGGCCAAUCAAGGUUAGCCUUGUGUGGCCGGUGAUCUACCUGCUAUUCUGGGCUUUCCUCCUCAUCUUCUCCCUGUACUCGGAGCCCGUGGUGUGUGGCAUCGGCCUGGCCAUCAUGCUCACCGGCGUCCCCGUCUACUUCCUGGGCGUGUACUGGGACAACAAGCCCCAGUGCUUCAACACCUUCAUCGAUAAGAUGACAUACGCGGGCCAGAAGUUUUGUGUGGUGGUGUACCCAGCAGAGGAAGGGGGUGGAGACACAGAGAGCGAGGCAGAGAGGGACGGAGGGAAGGAGGAGAGGUGUCCUCUCUCAGAGGAGGAGGGUGGGGCGGUGAAAUCGGCAGAGUGCUGAAAAACACGCGCACACACGCACGCACACACACACGCGCGCACACACACACACACGCACCAGCAUUAUAACAACCACGAGCGCAUUAUCAAACUAAGAUGAAGGAAACUGAAGAAAAGACGGGUGGAGAAAAGAACUAGUCUGUCAUGUCUUACACUGCCGCUCUGCCAAUGUUUAAAUGGUACAAAACCAAAACCCGCAUGCAAUAAAGGCUGCCUGCAUCCCCUCAUUCCUCUCACCGGACUCAUCACUAGACCACACCCCCGAUACCUGGCUCCACCCUCCUUUGCCCUUUGUUAUGCCACACCCCUUCCUCAUCUGGCUCCACCCCCCAUCCAAGCAAGCACUCCCACCUUCACGCUGCACUGUAAAGCACCAGCAAACCGAUGUUUCUCUUUACACGGAUUUCAUAACAUAUAGAAUUUGCUUUUUUUCAGUUUUGUUUUAAAUAUAUUUCAUUUUAAGUUUUAUUUUUGUCAAAAUACAAAAGCUAGUUUUCUGAAUGCUCUGUGUUCAAACAGCAAAUCAUGGUUUUUAUUUAAAAAUACACCUAAAACAUCUGUUUUUGUUUAAAUGUUUAAUUUUGAUUCCAAAGUGGGUUUCAUAAUUGUAAUAAUUGUUUCUAGUUCUCGUUUUUACUAUUACGUUGUUUCAGUUUUCGUUGAGCAACAUGAAAACAAGGGUCUACUUUGUAUCCCCGGGAUGAUGGAGGCAUACAUUUUAGACUCAGGUGUGUGAUUUGGUUCAGUGCCUGCCAGAAUCUUGUCAUGUUCAAUAGUAGUCCCAGAUUUUUACAAAUGCCUUAAUUAUGAUAUAAUCUGUACUUAGAUAUCUGCGAUUAUAAUUUUGUUAUUCCUACUGGAUGAUAAUUCAUUCUGAUACUUUUUAAAGAAACAGUUUUUUCUGUUUCUUUAAAUUAUGCUGACACAAAACAAAGAAGCAAUACCGUAAUUAAAUCUAAUCUUGGUGGCUUUGUUUGACAUAAGCAAAUAGUGAUGGACGUCCUUAAAAAGAUGUACAGACACAAAGAACAGACUCAGACAGACAGACUGACCCAUGCUCUCUUAAAAUUAGAGGCAGGCAGA
This is a messenger RNA of Megalops cyprinoides (Indo-Pacific tarpon), 3981 nucleotides long. Its product is annotated as large neutral amino acids transporter small subunit 2-like. Gene Ontology annotation, cellular component: membrane. Gene Ontology annotation, molecular function: neutral L-amino acid transmembrane transporter activity; L-amino acid transmembrane transporter activity. The record is from RefSeq and is a predicted model, not a curated record. The coding region runs from base 1316 to 2899 and encodes 527 amino acids. Lineage: Eukaryota; Metazoa; Chordata; Actinopteri; Elopiformes; Megalopidae. The transcript has 11 exons. Gene Ontology annotation, biological process: neutral amino acid transport; amino acid transmembrane transport.